Pocillopora meandrina is the source of this 6052-nucleotide messenger RNA. The record is from the annotation of a GenBank genome assembly. NCBI's taxonomy places the organism in Eukaryota, Metazoa, Cnidaria, Anthozoa, Scleractinia, Pocilloporidae.
AUGCGUGAAAGAGGAGGCAAAGUUGGCUUGUGCAGAUUACAAUGGUUUUUCUCGAUUAUCUUUAUUGCUUUUGUGAUAGCUGUGGCAUGUUUUGUGAACGAGGCGGAAUCAGUGCGCGAGUCGAAGGCUGUGAAAAACUCUAAAUCCAACAAAGAAAAGGUAAAACUAUUUGAAAAAGCGAUUAUGAAAGGAGUUGUUUACUGGAAAUCAAAUGCAGGACUAAGGAAAGAGGUGAUCUUAAGAUGUUUUGAAGAUGUUAGGUCGAAUGGGUACCGGAGAGGUGUAUUAUUUUAUCGCACGCGCUUCAUCUGACAUCAAAACAAAAACUAAGGGUUGCUUACUUAAUAAAGAGGGUUACAUUUGUCUUCGGAGAUUCAUUGGCGAUAGGCCGGGGAGUUAGCUUUAUUCAUGUGUCGUGAUAGAAUGUUUUCUCAGUUAACGCACAGACAAGUUGUUGUUCAAAGUUGUCAAUGGCCUGAACUUAAUGAAAUCAGUUCUCCAGUCUCGCUAGAUAUUGGUUACUGAUAGCCACCCAGAAUUAAAGCAGGCUUUAUCAACAAUGAUAUUGCGUGGCAAACUAAAAAUAAUAUGAUCAUUAGUUGUUAAAAAGUUCUUAUAUUCAUCUCUCAACUGUGUGUAUACAUAAAACUGUAUAAAAUAUCCUUAAACCAAAUAUUUCCUUUACAAAUCAGAAUUUGACGGGUGAUAGCGGAUGUGAUAACAGUAGAAUAAUAUUAACAGUACAAUUCGGAUUUAAAUCUUCAUAUCAUUGGUAAUAAAACAUUAUGUAAUAGAAUAUGCAAUAUUUAUCGGUAUAUUUCCUUAAACAGGACGCCGGACAAAAGGAAAUAAUCCAUUUUGUUUUUAAAAUGCUUUUUGUCUGACCGAGAGAAAUGUUACAACUGGAAACGUGAAUUUCGCAAGACAACAGAUGUGAUUUCUAUUUGUUUACCACAAAUGUUUCGCUUUCCUAUGUUAAAAAAAAACAAAGAAAAUUCAUGGUUUAAAGAAAGAUAACGAAGAGCAAACAUUUUGAAAGUUACUCUGCGAAUCUGAGAAUUUUCUCAUUUAUUUUCCUUGCGGCUUUUCAUUUGUUUUGUGUUGUUUUUUCCGCACCAGGGGAAAUGCAGAAUCCUACAAGAUAAGGAGAAAUAUUACUACGUGCAAUGUGGCGGAGAAGGAAAGAAAAAGAAAAGUUCGGGCUCGGGAAAAGAAAAUGAAAAACGCCCGGGUGGUGAGGUAAGUCAGAACACGGACAUUACUCAUAGUUUAAUGGAAUCUCCCUAUAAGCAAAUAAAAACGCUCAAGUUUAAUGGGUUCUCUUUAUUACAAAAUGAAGUAAAUUUCACGAAUUUAAAAACAACAACAACAACAACAUUACGCAAACCCGCAGACUACAAACAUUAUUGAUAGCAUUUCUUUCUAAACAAAUUCCGAUGCUGGCAAAGACUCGUCACGUUUUGUUUGAUCGAGGUCACAUAGAAAACUGUGGGAGUUUGAACUUUGUUCGUCAGUUAAUGAUACAUCUAUUUGGAUAUUAUGUAAUUUGGGUGUUUUCUUCACAAACAUAAAAAUGAGAAAAUCAAAUUAAAGAACCUGUUCACAAUAAGGAUUUCAUUCUUUCUUUCCUUCCAAUUGUCUCCUUUAUGGCGUUAUGAGUUAUAGUGUGAUCAAAAAAACAAGUUUGGUUUCAACACUAAAACCCGAUAUUUUUCGAACUCUUCAACAAAAAGUUGGGCAGCUUUUACAAGGCCAAGUUUCAUCUCCUUUCCUUGUUUUCUCUCGAUUUACACAAAGCCCUUCUGAGGUGGUACAAUUGACGCCCUGUAUUAAAGCACUAAACUGUUAAAACAUUUUGUCGUAUUCUCGAUACUCUUGUUUGAGGACAAACCUUUCAUCAUGUCCUCAGACAGUCGGUUCAAGUAGAAACCGAAGUAGUUAACUUUUUCAGUGUAAAGUCGGGUUGCAUUGUGCAAAGUAGAUGAACACACUCUUAGUCGCCCUUCGUGCAAACUUAACUCGUUCUUUUUAAAUUUCGUUUCUUGUUUAACCCUUUUUCUGGAUUUAAUUUUAUAAGGUGCCAAGCGCAGCGUGAAAUAUCCGGACAACGCGUUUCAGUAAUUAAUUAAAGUAUAUUACAGCUUUACCGCCAAAGAGGUUUUCUCGAAGAUUCCUUCUCAAAUUUAAACCCUAACCCUUUCCGCUUUUUCUUGAAAUGGCUUUCUGAUGAAAUUACUUCUGUUAGUACAUAUCAACGAUUUCAAAACUAGAUUCUAACGAAUACAACAUAAAGCAAGUUAACUACUUUUUUCCGGUAUCGAGUUGACACCGCAUGAGUCAAAACUAACACAUGAUCUGAAUUUUCCUCGUUUUUCAUCAAUUCACCGGCUAAAGAACUCUAUCAUCGGCUAUGUGUUUGUGAUGUAUCUACUGCCGAAGAAGUAUUUCAUUGUCACUCUCCACAGCUUGUAAGCGAUUUUAAACCCAUUGUACCUCAUCGUAGUUCGUUCUACAAAUUCUUCGCAAAUUUUUCACGCCCAGUCGUAUGGACCCCUGUAAUGGCUUAAAACAUAUGCUGCUUCACAAAUGUCCUUUAUUUUGUAGCUUCUCUCCUUCUACCCUUCAAAGUCUAUCCUAUACUUAUCGCUCAUUAGAUGGGGACACCUGAAUGUAUUAAUUUCACAAUGUGAUGCGCUGAUUUGCGACAUGUGUUUUAGUCGGAAAUCUCUAUUUGAGUACAGUUGACCGACCAAGCCGAUAACCAUACCUUAUGAUGUGGUAAUUAGAUACCUAAAAAUUACUCACUUAGUUAGUAUCAAACACGUUUCAGCCAAAUAAGAGUUUUAAGCAUGUUUGGAACGCCAUCUGAAUCAUUCGACUUUUUGAACUCUAAAAAGUUGCAUUGAUUGCACGCUGCCUUUUUUUAAAGCCUUCUUUACUUACUGCUCCUACUUUAGCCUCCGAGAAAGACCUCAUUAUUAUUAAAGCUGCCAAACCCGCGUUUCUCAGCCCGCGGGAAGAUUUGAGACAAGCCGGGUAGAGGUUUGCCGGGUUUCCCUGUACCAGACCCUUGGAAUAUCUCUUGCCAGCUGGGGUUGAACAUUAUUUAGACAUAUACUCAAUAUUAUUGGUCGUUCUUUGUAUUUUCACUACCCCAGCAGGAUCGUUAAAAUUCGGUAAAAUUUUUAAAAAUCCUCGACGAUAUUACACAUCAAAACAUCUCACAACUUAUAUGCCUUCAUUAAUACUGUUUCUUGUGGUCGUCAACAGUGCUCCAGUGAAUGUCGCGGGAGACGUGGGCCGAGAGGCCAGCGAGGACGGACUGGGUCAAAAGGACAGCCAGGCCCUAAAGGACCAAGGGGACCCCCGGUCAGUACAUACUUUGUGCGUUACCUUGCCCUGAUAUCGUAAAAUGGUAUAAAAGUGGAGUGAUGAAUGUUUUUAUUCAUAUUUAUUCAUUUAUUUUAGGGAGCGAAUGGGCGAGAUGGACGGAAUGGGCAACCAGGACCUCAAGGACUUGUGAGUAAAUGAAGCUUACCUACUUUCAGUUGUGAACGUUCUAAACAAAGCAAAAAGGCUUUAGUCUGUCACCAGUUUAGCUAACUCAGAGAGUCUACUGAAGAAUCUGACAUCACAAAGGAUAUCAGGUCAAAUUUCACAGUGGCCUAAAAGUCUUUACAAUUGUGAAAAAAAAAGUUUUCCCGCUUGAAAUGAAAAAAGAUUCAAGCAGUGUAUAACCUUUUACCAAAAGAUUAUGUUCUCUUGCCUUCCACAGAUUACGAAAGGGCAAAAAAAAUUGACGUUGGCAUCACUUUAAAUAAUCCCCACUGACAUUCCCGAAAAGUUCCCUCACUUCAAUCUUCCUCCCAUUUAUCCACUUAUGGUUAUUUGCUUCAUAUUUUUCAAGCCUGGACCGCCAUCAGUACAGGGAGCUCCUGGAAACAAGGGGAUCAUGGGACAGAAGGGAGAACAAGUAUGAACUUAAUGCAAACUUAAUGCUUGUAGUAAAUAUUUUUGACACCAUUUUUGCGACUGCAUUUUGUCAUUCUCAUCUGUAGAAAUAUCCAUUUAAUGAGUACGUUGGGUCUCAAUUGAAGACACAGUAGACUUGAGUAAAAACUUAUGGAGUUCACUGAAAAUCUUAUUGGACAAUAGUUCAAUUUGACGGACGUUAAUGGAGCAAGGACAUUUACUUUCAGCGUUAGGUUUUUGAAAAUUCAUUAUUUCUGCCGAGUUCAUUGAAACGAUACUAAAACUAAAAUCAAUGCAUUUACCAACGUUCUCCAAGGUCAACUUAUUAAGAUCUUAAAAUAUAAAUAUGUCUACCAGACAGUUUGUUACCCUUGUCACUUUGAAAUGUCCAUUAUAAAAAUGAUUACGCCUUUUCGUAGGAUGUAACAGCUCAAGAAAUAGUCUAUUUUUAUGCGUUUUUGAUGUAUCUAACACGUUGUCUUCAUCUUUCCGCACUGAUAGUUAGGACUUUUAGAUGUCUGCUAUUUUCGAAACUUUCCCAGACAUUGUGACGCCUUUAUCUAUUUUAGGGACUUCGUGGCCCAGCCGGUAUUCCAGGCCCUCCCGGUACACCAGGGGGCUGUGUGAGAUCAGCGUCAUCCAACACCACUACCCCCACAGUAUUUUGCGUACCAGGUAAACAAGGUCUUAAAGGAAAUAAAGGGGACAACGGAAACCGUGGAUUACCGGGCCCCCCUGGGUCGCGAGGAAACAGAGGCCCACGAGGAUAUAGGGGUAACGGAGGCCCCCCUGGGAAAAAGGGUGACAUUGGGCCCCCAGGCAACUUUUCUGAUCUGGAAUGUUUCCCUCGGUACACCAGCUGGGUAAAUAGAAGUGAGUGGUUCGAUAAAUAUCCGGAGGUCCAUUGUGACAGGAGAGAAUUCUUACAAGGCUACAGUCUAGAAAUAAGUGAUGCUCGCGGGCAGAGAAGAUUCAAAUACACUUGUUGUACACUUAGGCUGACCAAUAGUCCUUGAAAAGCUCAGCAAAUGAACUGAGUGACGACUGAAAUAAACAGCCAACAAACAAUGACUCGACUCUCAACAAACAAUGGACGGAAAUUUUGAUUAAUGACAAAGUUGAAGAUAGUAUCUCUGAAGAAACAUGAGAUGAGACAAAAGGAUUUUUUAUGCAUUGAAAUGAAGAUACAUAUAGUUAACACCUGUGGGAUAACAUUUCUUGACUAUCCGUGCCCACGUAAAAAAUUUAUCAACUGUAGUCAAGUUUAAUCAGAAGCCAGAAAUUAUUGCUCCUGACGUACACAAUUACAUUUGAUGUAAUCUUCCUCAGAGAUUAUAGAUAAACAGUCAUACAGAAACCAAAAUGACGCGUUGCGCUAAAAGGUCGACGGAAAGAUAUUUGCUUCCAAAUCACGUUAUCUUAGUCUUUAAAAAACAAGAAUAUGUAUCAUCGUGCCAUAUUCACCAUAAUGACGAUUAAUUGUACGUAGUACGCUGUGAAUUAGGAUUUCAGUUUUUUGUUUCAAGGGUGUGGGCUAUCAGCUGGGCACUAAUGCGAGCAUUGAUUUGCUCCAAAAAGCAGUUGAGAUAGAAGACAGUUACAGAUCAUUAGAGUUACUUAAACAUACUCCAAAAUAAAUGUGAGAGUUACGAUGUUAGAGCCUUUGACUCACUGCUCUUUCUAACGCCAUUGUAAAAAUUACCGGAGGAAGGCUAUAGAAGCUUGGGCUGCACGCGCACUUGGGUGUUUGGAUAAAAGUCACCCCUAGUUUCCGAAUUCUGGACCAUCCAUUCUAGUCUCGACGUUUCUAUCGCACAACAGGUUUUUAUCAAGUUUCAAGGCUUUGAGCGUCAGGUGCUGAAAUAUUUGCUUCGAGAAGGAUUUAUAUAAUGUAAAGAAAUAUUGAAUGUCUUUUUCCUCUGUGGCGGCUAUGUUGUAAUCCUUUUAAAAUAACUCAGUUAAUGAUAAAGGGUUUUUCUCAUCCUUCAAUCGUUGACCUUUACACAAUUUUCGCAGCACCUGAUGUUUCCUGAACCCAUAGUUAUCGUAACUUGGUUUGAGAAAUAAAAGUUGCAACUAC